This is a messenger RNA of Podarcis muralis (Common wall lizard), 1104 nucleotides long. The record is from RefSeq and is a predicted model, not a curated record. NCBI's taxonomy places the organism in Eukaryota, Metazoa, Chordata, Lepidosauria, Squamata, Lacertidae.
UCUCAUUUGGAGCUUUGGGUUCCCUCGCAACUUGAUACCAUCGAAGAGGUCUUAUUUCCUAACAUUUAAAAUAGGCUUUCGCUGUUUCCAAUAGUUUUGCUUUCAAAUCGUUGGGGCCUCUUGAUAAAGGGCGGGUAAGAAUUGAUUGUUUCCUAAUAAAAGAAGCCGUGAAUUUCAUAUCUGUGGCAAGCAGGGGAAAAACGGUGACUGUUGUAGAAUGAUUAACUGGAAUGCAAGGAGGAGAAAGGAGCUUUGCAAAAAGACCCCUGGCUUGUGGCAGUGUCUGCCGGGGCACGGCUCAUUUCCCCCUCCCUUUUGCCCAAUCGGUGCAAAGCCUGAGCUGCCCAGACACAGAAGAAUUCGCUCUUUGCUGACCUUUGGUAUCGAUGCAAGGCAGACUUGUGUAUCGAUGCCUGCUGUGCAUUCCCACACCCCAGGGCAAAACAGGACAAAGGAGUUUGGCAAGGUGAAUCUGCUGGGGAAAGUGCCCGCCUUGAAGGAUGGCGACUUCACCUUGGCAGAGAGCAUUGCCAUCCUCUUGUACCUAGCAAGGAAAUUCAAGACCCCUGACCAUUGGUACCCCUCGGACCUGCAGAAGCGAGCCCGCGUGGACGAAUAUCUGUCUUGGCAACACAUGGCCACGCGAAUGUGUGGCACCAAACUGUACCUGGCAAAGGCUUUGCUGCCUCUCUUCCUGGGACAUCCUGUCCCUCCUGAAAAGAUUGAAGAAGCCCUCGAGAGUCUGAAAGAGACCCUGAAGCUGUUUGAGGAGAAGUUCCUCCAGGACAGGCCCUUCAUCGCUGGCACGGAAAUCUCCUUGGCAGACUUGGUGGCCAUUGUAGAAAUCAUGCAGCCCGUAAGCGCCGGCUACGACGUCUUUGAAGGUAGACCCAAGCUGGCCGCCUGGCGCUCCAGAGUGGAAGAAGCUGUGGGGAAGGACCUCUUUACCGAGGCCCACAGGGAGCUCUCCAAAGCCAAGGAUGUGACGGAGGAUCAACUCCCUCCUGAAAUGAGGGAACAAAUCAAGCAGCACUUGCUGAAGUAUAUGAAGUAAACGCCAUUGGGGGGCAGAGUCCCCCUCAAUAAAGCUCAAGAACCAACCAA